Linum tenue is the source of this 996-nucleotide messenger RNA. Lineage: Eukaryota; Viridiplantae; Streptophyta; Magnoliopsida; Malpighiales; Linaceae. The record is from the annotation of a GenBank genome assembly.
CACAAUGCAGGCAUAUGGGUUGAAAGUGCAUAUUUCGACCAAAGAUUUCGAGCGAAUUAUGGGCGUGCCUGAGGGAGGUACUGAUAUCAUCUUGAAUGGUGAAGAAGUGGGAGGAAGAUCCGAGGAACUGAAACCAUUUAGAGUAUAUUCGACACCUGAUUGUGCCCGACAGGCGAUUUCCACAAGCUUAAUGCGGAAGGCGUUGUCGAAGAUAAAAGAUAGCGGCGAUCUAUUUCUUCAAACGUUUAUUUUGUACGUAAUGGGGGUGCUAUUAGUACCUACUAGAUGAGAUGACAUUUCGUUAUCUUCGGUAUACGCUGUCACCGAUGUUGCGGACAUUCCGAAGAAGAAUGGGGCAUCCUAUUGCUUCAAUGAAUUGGUUAAAUGCAUCUGCGACCAUAAUGCUGAUGGGAGAAAGUAUAUACCGGGUUGCUUGCUAUUUUUGGAGUUAAUAUUCUUGGAGCAUGCAAAUGGUAUUUUCCAAACCAUUGAUGGAAGUUUGGAUUUGAUGAGUUGGGGGAGCGGAGACGUAGAUUUAUUGUUAACGAAAGUGGUUUCCAGAAGUUCGGGGAAAAGAUCAUCUGAGAAUGCAGGUUUGAAAUCACCUCCAAGGAAAUGGGAAAAAAGGGACGGGAAACGGCACAAAACCGACGGGGAUGAGAUGCUUCUCUGUGAGCGUAUUGAUGCUCGGUUUAGUACCAUAGAGGCUAGAUUUGACAACUUCAGUCAAGAAUUUAAAGUCGCAAUGGGUGAUGCUGCUUCCAUAGGUGAGGAGCUAAUGGGUCGGGUUAUGAAAAUGGAGAAUGAAUUUCGGGCAUUUAGAGACGAAAUUGGUACUGCAGUGAAGUCAAUUAUAGAGGAAGUGAAACCGACUAUAGGUGACCCGUUGUCAAGGGAGCAGCCUACGGAAUCGAAAAAGAAUGAUCAGAAGGAUGCGGUUGAUAAUGUGAAAGCUUCUGCAGCUGUUUUAUUGUCAACGGAGUAGCUUAUCAAAGG